Sphaerodactylus townsendi is the source of this 3157-nucleotide messenger RNA. RefSeq names its product solute carrier family 7 member 9 (gene SLC7A9). Lineage: Eukaryota; Metazoa; Chordata; Lepidosauria; Squamata; Sphaerodactylidae. Gene Ontology annotation, molecular function: L-amino acid transmembrane transporter activity. Gene Ontology annotation, cellular component: membrane. The transcript is spliced from 13 exons. The record is from RefSeq and is a predicted model, not a curated record. Bases 74 to 1558 code for a protein of 494 amino acids. Gene Ontology annotation, biological process: amino acid transmembrane transport.
CUGGAUAAGGUGGGUCAGCUGCUGAAUGGUUCGCAUGAAACACCUCAAGAGGUCUUGCUAAUAAUAAGCCAGAAUGGAUGAAGACAGCAUAAGAUGCAGAAAAGUGAGCUCAGAGCAAGGAACUGAUGAUGGGAGGUCUAUCAAGAGCAAGAAACCCAAAUCCACGAAUCUACAGAAAGAGGUGGGUUUGAUCAGCGGAAUCUGUGUCAUCGUUGGGACUGUGAUAGGUUCGGGGAUCUUCAUUUCUCCCAAAUCCGUGCUGUCAAACGUUGGGGCAGUUGGACCUUGCUUAGUCAUAUGGACAUCCUGUGGAAUUCUGGCUAUGUUAGGGGCACUGUGCUUUGCCGAACUUGGCACCAUGAUCACAAAAUCGGGAGGAGAAUAUCCUUACCUUAUGGAAGCUUUUGGCCCAGUUCCUGCCUACUUGUUUUCCUGGUCCUGUCUAGUUGUCACGAAACCCAGUUCCUUUGCCAUCAUUUGCCUCAGCUUUGCCAAGUACGCAUCGGCUCCAUUUUACCCGGGAUGUGACCCACCCGUAGCUGUCGUCAAGUGUUUGGCGGCGGCUGCGAUUUUGGUCAUUACUACGGUGAACUCUCUGAGCGUAAAAUUAGCGAGCUAUGUGCAAAAUUUUUUCACGGCUGCUAAAAUGGUGAUUGUUGUCAUUAUCAUUGUAAGUGGAAUUGUCCUCCUUGCUAAAGGAAACACACAAAACUUGCAAAAUUCAUUUGAUGGUCCCCCGCUUUCGGUGGGUGCUAUUAGCCUGGCUUUUUAUAAUGGACUCUGGGCAUAUGAUGGAUGGAAUCAGCUCAAUUAUAUCACAGAAGAGCUUAAAAAUCCUUACAGGAAUCUACCACUGGCUAUCAUUAUUGGAAUCCCACUGGUCACAAUUUGUUACACUCUGAUCAACAUUUCAUAUUUUACGGUGAUGACCGCCACAGAACUUCUACAGUCUCCAGCAGUUGCUGUGACAUUUGGAGACCGAGUUCUUUAUCCUGCUUCUUGGGUUGUUCCUCUGUUUGUGGCCUUUUCAACCAUUGGGUCUGCCAAUGGGACUUGCUUCACUGCUGGCAGGCUCAUUUACGUAGCAGGUCGCGAAGGGCACAUGUUAAAGGUGCUGUCCUACAUCAGCGUUAAGCGCUUAACUCCAGCACCAGCAAUCAUAUUUUAUGGUGCAGUCGCCAUCAUUUAUAUCAUCCCCGGAGAUAUUGAAACACUCAUCAAUUACUUUAGCUUCGCUGCUUGGAUAUUCUACGGCUUGACUGCGGUGGGACUCAUUGUCAUGCGCUUCACAAGGAAAGAACUUGAAAGGCCAAUCCGGGUCCCCCUGGUCAUCCCCAUCAUUGUGACCUUAGCCUCCUUAGUGCUGAUCCUGGCGCCCAUCAUCACAGUUCCAGAACUGCCUUAUUUGUAUUGUGCUCUGUUUAUUCUUAGUGGACUUAUCUUUUACGUCAUUUUCAUUCAUUUUAAGUUCAAUUGGGCUCAAAAAAUUUCAAAUCCUAUCACUAUGCACCUUCAGAUGCUUUUGGAAGUUGUUCCACCCGAAGAAGUUAUAGAAUAGCACCUGUUUUUCCAGUCUGUAAGAAGGAAGGAUCCUGAAAAACUAUGCUGCAGACAAACUGCAUUGGCCAUCAGGACCGCAGCCCUCUAAGCAGGAAGGUCCAUUUGCGAGGCAGCUCUGCUCAAAUCAAUUCCUUUUUUAUUAUUCUCGGUGCCUAGAAGUCAACUGUUGGUAAGAAAAUAUUUGAAUGGCGGCAAGGGCGGACCCCUACUACCUAAAGGUUUCUGGACCUGAGAUUUGAUUUCAACUCUGUCAAGACUGUGUAAUGGAAAGCAUUUCUACCUCUAGUAAAAAAAGUGAAGUGCUUUCAAGAAGGCGAGAGAACAGAACAUGUAGUAUCACAGUGCCCUCUACCAGCAAAUAAACACGAAACAAGGAAAUAAAAUCUCACUCAGGGAGGUCAGGCAAACGUGUCUUAGAGAUGUGCCAAAGGCAGAAGUCCAGAGGCUAUCUAAGGUAAGAAUACAACAAACAGAAAGGAAUGCAGAUCAAAGACUGGCACUGAUUCCAUUCCUUCUGAUAUGAUACUUGCUGUGGAAACUGAAGAACAAAUGCUUCAUGUGAGAAGAGUGACUGGCUGAGCUUCCUGUGGAUCAUUUACACUUGCGAAGCAGAACAAUCAUUAUGUCAGCAGCAUCCCUGCCUCAUCUGAUGGUAUACUGCAAGGUUCUCUCUCAUAAGGCCUGGGGCAGAUGGUUCUGCAGAACUGUGCUCCUUAAAAGAAACUCCAGAUUCUGGUCUUGGUGCAUAGGAGGUACAAGGGAAAGGUACAGCGGCCUGGGCAGUGGCUUAUAAGCUAGCCAGAAGCAUCCGAACAGCAUAAUCUCUUUCUACUCUUUCUACUCUAAUGAGGAAGACGGACUUGAUUGUGCCCCCUAAAACUAGGGAUGAGAAGUAUCUUCAUUGGUGGCAGGAUCCAGUCUUCCAUUUGGGUAAUUUAAAACUGACAGGGGUGCAAGUCAGAUAUCAUGAACCCAGCUGGUGGCAAGCCUCUGAUAAGACCUUGAAAACCAUUCCAGAGAUGCUGCCAGCUGUUCCGGCUCUCUUCUGGUUCAGCCUCAGCCCAAACUCAGAAAUCUGUUGGGAGUGAGCUCCAUGCGGGUUGGGUGGUUAUGUUUUUUUUAGGAGGGUGGGUUAGAUGGGGGAUGUUUUUUAAAGGAAAUGUUAGGAUCGUUUUAUAUGAUUGUAUUUUUAUGGUGUUUUUGGGAUCGUACCCUGCCCAGGGACUUUGGUGAUGGGCAGGUCACAAAUCCACAGAAAAAAAAUAAAUAUAGUGCAGGUUGAAGGCAUUUUAUAGCACUUUAUGGUCUGUGUUUGAGACAGUGCAAACAGCAUUUAACACUUCGAUAACCAAGAAAUGUCAUCAGUUAGACAAUGCCACCUCUGGCAAGUGGGUGCACAGAUAGUUGUCCAUCCCCUCCACUUUCCUUGGUCAGCUCUACACAUUCUCAAAACUCAACAACCUAUUAUUAUUCACUGUAACAGAAAUACUGGGAAUACCCUCUAUGUGUGUAUGAACAUUGUUUAUUGCUGAUAUGGAUUAGAAAAUUGUUUCUGCAUACUUCAAAAAAAAAUAUUAAAGGUGGAUUUUAAACACUU